CUGUGUGUGUGCAACAGGUUCACAUAAGAUGUACUGGUUUUAACAUAUUUUUUAUUUAUUUUCACACAGGAAGCAUUCAGAGACCACCAGAGACCAUCAGAGAUCAUCAGAGACCAGCUCACCAUGAUCCUGGUCCUCCUGGUCGUGCUUCUUCCUGCAGCUCAUCUCCAGGACCUCCAGGAAGGGUGUCCAGAUGGGUCCUGUAACCCCCCGCUGGGUGACUUGAUGUUGGGGCGAGCAGCUCGGCUGUCGGCCUCGUCCACCUGUGGACUGGAUGGACCUCAGACGUACUGCAUCAUUGGAUACCUGGAGGAGGAGCAGAAAUGCUUCACAUGUGACUCAAGACUGACCUACAAUCGCCAUAGCAACCCCAACAGCCACCGCAUCGAGAACGUCAUCACUACAUUUGACCCUGAGAGAAAGCUGAAGUGGUGGCAGUCUGAGAAUGGAAUCCAUCAAGUCAGCAUCAGGCUGGAUCUGGAGACCGUGUUCCAGUUCAGUCAUCUGGUCCUCACCUUCAAGAGUUUUCGUCCGGCAGCCAUGUUGGUGGAGCGGUCAAAGGAUUUUGGACGAAGCUGGAAAGUUUUUCGUUACUUUGCAGAAGAUUGUUCGCUUCAUUUUCCCUCAGUGUCGGACAAGCCGGCGGACAGCGUAGACGAUGUUAUCUGUGACAGCCGAUACUCGGGAUCAGAGCCAUCAACAGAUGGAGAGGUGGUGCUAAAAGCUCUCGAUCCAAUCUUUGAAAUAGGAAACCCGUACGCAGCGAACAUCCAAGAUCUGAUCACGUUAACGAACAUUCGUGUGAACUUCACUCGUCUCUUCACGUUGGGCGACACACUACUGGCUCGUCGUCGUCGGAACCCUCAGGAUAAAUAUUACUAUGCUCUUUACAACAUGGUGGUCAGGGGAAGCUGCUUCUGUAACGGACAUGCCAGCGAGUGUACACCCGUUGACCCAGGACGGGGGGAUGUCUUCGACCAGACCGCCAUGGUUCAUGGUCGAUGUGUAUGUCAGCACAACACGGCUGGAGAAAACUGUGAGAGAUGUCAGGACUUUCACCAUGACUCCCCCUGGAGGCCUGGAGGAGAAAACUCUGCCAACAUCUGCAGGAGGUGUAACUGUAACGCUCACUCCGACUCCUGUCACUUUGAUGUCUCUCGUUUUGACGCCACCGGCGGCGUGAGCGGCGGCAUGUGUGACAACUGCCGCCAUGACAGGGCGGGUCCACAAUGUGAACGCUGUCGACCUUUCCUGUAUCAGGAUCCUCAGAGAGCCAUUGACGACCCACAGGCUUGCAUACCGUGUGACUGCGACCACGCCGGCUCUCAGGGUAGCGGUCUGUGCGACACUCUGAGUGGUCAGUGUGUGUGUAAAGAAAAUGUUGAAGGUCAACGCUGUGAUCGCUGUAAACAAGGAUUCUUUGGUCUGAGAGCCGACAACCCGGUGGGCUGCCAGGUGUGUAGGUGUCAUGCUUCAGGAAGUGACGGGUCAUGUGAUCAGCAGACAGGAAGUUGUGAAUGUGAUCGUUUUGCGAGUGGACCACUGUGUGAUCAAUGUGUGUCAGGUUUCUGGGGUUUAGGUAACUCUGUUUUCAGGUGUUCACCCUGCGACUGUGACAUUGGAGGAGCUCAAAUCAACACGUGUUCUCCAGAGAAUGGACAGUGUUACUGUCUACCCAACAUGGUGGGGCGGCGCUGCUCUGAGCCUGCCCAGGGGUACUUCCUGCCUCCGCUUGAUUAUUUCCUGUAUGAGGCGGAGCUCGCCACUCCGCUGCUGGGAGGAGGCUUUUCUUCUCCCUCUCCUACUCGUCCUCCAUCUUCUUCUUCUUCUUUGUUGAACCCUGCCCUGUUACCCGACUGUGAGCAGUAUUACAGGGAGCAGGGUUAUGACUUUAAGUUUAGUAACGGUCGAGUGGUUCUGGUCCGGAGGACUCGUCGACUCGCUCGUAGGAGGAGACAGCAGUCCACCAUUCCUCUGGGCCCGGGUCACGCCCUGCAGAUCAUCCCUCGUCAGAGGUCAGCUGAUCGACCUGUCACGUGGACCGGCCUGGGACUGGUUAGGGUGCUAGAGGGGGUGGGCCUAAGAUUCACAGUGGACAACCUACCAUCAUCAAUGGAUUACCAGCUGGUGAUUCGCUACGAGCCAGAGGCUCCAUCUGAUUGGCUGGCUUCUGUCAGUAUCACUACACUGUCGCCGGGUGAUGGAGGCUGCAGCAGCACCCCAACAGGAAGCAAAACGUUGAUUCUUCCUGGAAACUCCAGAGGUGGUGUACUUGACUCCUCCGUGUGUCUGAAUGCUGGCGGGCGGUAUUUUGUUGACGUCCUGUUCAACAAACAGCCAGGACUUGAUGACCAAUCUUCACACAUCCUGAUCGACUCGAUUGGUUUGAUUCCCAGCAUCGAGUCUGUCCAGGACUUUUGCUCCCAGAGUGACCUCGACUCGUUCAGACGUUUUCGCUGCAUUGGAUUGGCUGCUGAGCUUGGCCCACAGGAUGUGGUACCAGAAGUCUGUGAGGGAAUCAUUAAGAGCAUGUCCGCCAGGAUCAACAAGGGAGCCGUUCUGUGUAGGUGUAACGAGAUGGGGUCUCUCCGACCGACCUGCAGUAAACUGGGAGGGUUCUGUGAAUGUAAACCCAACGUGAUUGGUCGUUGCUGUGAUACCUGUUCACCGCUGACGUUUGGUUUUGGACCUGAUGGCUGCCAGCCCUGUGACUGUGACCCUCGUGGUUCUGUGUCAGAGAUGUGCGAUCAGGUCAGAGGUCAGUGUGCGUGUCGGGCAGAGGUCACAGGUCGUCGUUGUGAUCACUGUCAGAAUGGAUUCUGGGGUUUCCCACUCUGUCGAGUCUGUGAGUGUCAGGGACUCUCAGACCAGUGUGACGAAGAGACUGGAGAGUGUUUGACCUGCAGAGAGAACACUGCUGGACCACGCUGUGACACGUGUGUGGAGGGUUACUAUGGUAACCCGGUCUCCAGGCAGCCCUGUCAACCGUGCCUGUGUCCAGACAUUCAGGGCAGUGGACGAUACUUCGCCACUUCCUGCCUACAGGACCCAGAAACCCUCAGUCUGUCUUGUAUCUGCAGGGAGGGACACACAGGUCCAAGAUGCGACAGGUGUAGCCCUGGUUUCUAUGGUAACCUGGCUUUGCCGGGGGCCAGCUGUGAGGAGUGUGACUGCAACAACAACAUUGAUGUGGAUGACCGUGAUGCCUGUGACGGUUUAACGGGAGUUUGUCUGCGCUGCCUCCAUAAUACCAUGGGACCACACUGCCACUCCUGCAAACCUGGUUACUACGGCAACGCCCUGGCUCAGGACUGCAAAGAGUGCUCUUGUGACCGACGGGGUACGCAGGUGACUCAAUGUCCUCUGGGGAGUCCAUGUUUCUGUGACAGAAGGAAUAGUCAGUGUCCCUGCAGGCCAGGUGUUGAGGGCGUCCUCUGUGACCACUGCGAGGAUGGAUACUGGAACCUGGACGGACCGGCUGGAUGUCAACCCUGUAACUGUGACCCAACCAACUCGGAGUCCAACACCUGCAACAAGGUGACGGGUCAGUGUCCAUGUCGUACUGAGUUUGGUGGCAGGCACUGUGAUGAAUGUGAAGAGAAUCAUUUUGGGAAUCCAGACCUGCAGUGUAUCUCAUGUGACUGUAACAUGGAGGGAACUCAGCGUCCGUCAUGUGACCCUGAAACUGGCGAAUGUAUCUGUCGAGUCGGGGUCACUGGGAUCUUCUGCGACCAGUGCGCCCCUGGAUAUGACUCCGCAUUUCCGGCCUGUGAUCAGUGUCAUGCCUGCACCGCCCUCUGGGCCCAAAAUGUCACUGAUGUGCAGCUUGCCGCGCAGACGAUGAGGACCUUCAUCCCCACCUUUAACAACAAGCUGCGGCCUGGUGAUGUUUCCCAACGGCAACAGAUGCUGGAGAUGCACUCCAAGCUGGACAGCCUCUCCAACAUGACAGGACUCUCCCCCCUAAAGGUGGAGAAGAUGGAGAAAAUGUACACCAUGAUCAGGAAGCUGAAAGAUGCUGUUGAUCCAAACAUGAUCCUGAUCAACCCGUCUCCUCUCCUCAACACUGAAAUCGACAACAUUCAGCUGGAGUUCAAGAAGCUUCUGAACAAUCUGAAGGAGAAACUCAUCGAUGACCCCGACAUUAAAGACGGAAAGACAGAGGAGUUGCUUGAUGAGAUCCAGAAACUCCAUAAAACCUUCAUGUCAGACGAAAAAAGGGUCCGAAAUGCCAGCAGAACUGUGGAGGACUCCACGGACACAAGACAGGAAGUCAAACUCAAACUGAGCACAUGCAGCAGCAAAGGCAACCUGGCGCCGCUUGAGAAGAAGAUCAAAGAGCUUAGCGUGGUCACCAUCAACAGAAAGAUCUGUGGAGGACCCGGUCUGCAGGACUGCUCAGGAUGUGGAGGAGCUCUGUGUGGUCUUGAUCUCGGAAAGAGGAAAUGUGGAGGUCCAAAGUGUGACGGAGUCGUUCCCGUCAGUCAGAGAGCUGCAGAGACGGCAGAAAAGACAAAGGACGAACUGGGCAACCUCCCAUCCAGACUGCAGGAGUCCAAAAACAAGGUGAAUAAUGCCAAACAGGCAGCUCAAGACACCAAAGACCAGGCCACAGACCUGCAGGACCGGAUCAAUGACAACAUGGACUCCUUUGAGAGAGAGAAACAGAAAACCAAGGACCUGAUUCAAAGAGUCAAAGACUACCUGAUGGAUGAGAUGAUUCCGCCAGAGGACAUUGAGAAAAUAGCCCGAGCUGUCCUGCACAUCCAACUGCCACGAUCUCCUGAUCAGAUCCGCUCAAUGAUCAAUGACAUCAAUAAACUGCUGAACAAUGCCCCCAACUUCCAGGAUGGCCUGAAGAACUUUGAGGAGCACACCAAGGCUGCCAAUGACCUGCUGCAGAAAGCUAAAGAUCUUAAGGAGCGGACCAGAAACAUUGAUGUGACAGAGAUCAGCAGAGACAUUUAUGAAGCAGCGAACGCUCAAGACAAAGCCAACGAUGACCUGGAAAGAGCUACUAAAGACACUGACAUGACCAGAGACCUCUUCCAAAAUCUUACUGACAAACUGGACGACGUUGAGCAGAAGCUGAUGAAUCGUCGACCUGAAGAUCUGCAGGACGAGAUCGAAAAGCUGAAGAAGAAAACUGAACAGAACAGAAAAAUGGCUAGAAAUGCAAGAGACUCUGCAUACAACGCUUUAAAUAAAACUACUGACAUACAGAUGGAAAUUGAUAAUGUGCUGAAGCUGUUUGACCUUUUAGAGGAGAAAAAGUCAAAGGUCCAAGGUCAGAGUGAUGCUGAAGAACGACUGAAGAAGCUCCUGGGAGAGGCAGAGAUGAUGAAGAGGCAGACUGGGGACAAACUCACUCAGAUAUCAGAGGUGGAGAAGAAGAUCGAGUACCUGAUCAAAAGUAAAGAAGAUAAAGAAGCUGAAGUGUUGAAGCUCUACGACGUGGCCGACCGUCUGCGCCAAGACAUCUCAAAACGCUCCGAGGAGUACACCAUCUGUACAUAAUAAUUCAAAGUACUUCUUUAUACUACUCAAUAAAAUACCAUCUGUACUUCAUAAUACUUCUAAAUGCAAAAUAAUACUAGAUUAUACUACAUAAAAGUAUUGGCUCUACCUUCCGUAGUACAUUUAGAGACCGUAGGUACCACGAGCAGGUCUGAUAACUGAAGACUCUACCUCCCAUAGUACAUUUAGAGACCGUAGGUACCACGAGCAGGUCUGAUAACUGAAGACUCUACCUCCCAUAGUACAUUUAGAGACCGUAGGUACAACGGGCAGGCCUGAUAACUGAAGGCUCUACCUCCCAUAGUACAUUUAGAGACCGUAGGUACCACGAGCAGGUCUGAUAACUGAAGGCUCUACCUCCCAUAGUACAUUUAGAGACCGUAGGUACCACGAGAAGGCCUGAUAACUGAAGGAUCUACCUCCCAUAGUACAUUUAGGGACCGUAGGUACCACGAGCAGGCCUGAUAACUGAAGGCUCUACCUCCCAUAGUACAUCUAGAGACUGUAGGUACCACGAGCAGGCCUGAUGACUGAAGGCUCUACCUCCCAUAGUACAUUUAGAGACCGUAGGUACCAGGAGCAGGUCUGAUAACUGAAGGCUCUACCUCCCAUAGUACAUUUAGAGACCGUAGGUACCACGAGCAGGCCUGAUAACUGAAGGCUCUACCUCCCAUAGUACAUUUAGAGACCGUAGGUACCACGAGCAGGCCUGAUAACUGAAGGCUCUACCUCCCAUAGUACAUUUAGAGACCGUAGGUACCACGAGCAGGCCUGAUAACUGAAGGCUCUACCUCCCAUAAUACAUUUAGAGACCAUAGGUACCACGAGCAGGCUUCAUUCUUUGAGUGAAAUGCUUUCCUAGUUCUAGUCAGUACAUGAGCUGCAGCGUUUUGGUAUAGUUGAAGAGUCUUACCAGAGCACCCUGAUAAUGGAGAAUUAAAAUAAUCCAACCUGGAGGUAACACAUGCAUGAACUAGUUUUUCUGCAUCGUUUUGCAACAGGAUAUGCCUGAUUUUAGAUUACUACACUAUCCUUCAACAUCUGUACUUUGGAAUACUACAUCAGCUAUAAGUACACUUAAAUACACACACGUUUGUUAAAUGGUUUUAUAAAAAUCUUUCUGAUCAUGUUUUCCUUUUAUAAUAAAGAUCUUGUAAUCUUUUUAUUUCUUCUAAAAUCAUAGAAUAGUAAAACUCUUUAUUGUGUUUUUAAAUCUUGAGAGCCUCUGAGAUUCAUGUUGUGACCUGUUUGGGGGUCCUGAGUUGCUCCCCUCUGGAAAAAUCUUUGUGUUUUUAUAUAAUAAAAAUUAUGUUCACAUGUAA
This is a messenger RNA of Labrus mixtus (cuckoo wrasse), 6839 nucleotides long. RefSeq names its product laminin, beta 4 (gene lamb4). Gene Ontology annotation, cellular component: laminin trimer. Lineage: Eukaryota; Metazoa; Chordata; Actinopteri; Labriformes; Labridae. The coding region runs from base 124 to 5517 and encodes 1797 amino acids. Gene Ontology annotation, biological process: cell migration; substrate adhesion-dependent cell spreading; basement membrane assembly. The record is from RefSeq and is a predicted model, not a curated record. The transcript is spliced from 34 exons.